Messenger RNA from Botrytis fragariae, 744 nucleotides. RefSeq lists its product as uncharacterized. Bases 1 to 618 code for a protein of 205 amino acids. Lineage: Eukaryota; Fungi; Ascomycota; Leotiomycetes; Helotiales; Sclerotiniaceae. The transcript has 4 exons. The record is from RefSeq and is a predicted model, not a curated record.
AUGCAUUCUGUGUCAGUAACUCGUCGACAAAUCUUCCGAAGUUCAGUCUUUCCUAAUCUUAAGACAUAUUCUACCACUAGAGUCAAAAUGGCAAAUGAAGGACGAUCAGAUAGCUUUGGAAAAGCUCAUAAAUCACUCAAUGUAUUUAACAAGCCUCUCGGUCAAUUUGCGAAAGGAACUGGAUUUUACAGAAAUGGACAGUGUGAUGUUGGUCCGGAUGAUACGGGGAAUCACUCGGUUGCUGCAACUUUGACAGACAGCUUCCUUGAUUUCUCUGCGUCCCGUGGCAACAAUCUUCGCGAUAUCGGCUUGACUGGAGGAAAGAAAUGGUGUUUAUGUGCCGGUCGCUGGAAAGAAGCAAUGGAAGCCGCGAAAAGUUCUAGGGACGAAAAUUUGGUACCUAAAGUGCAUUUGCAUGCUACCCACGAGAGAGCUUUAGAUGCAAUCUCACUAGAAGACUUGAAGAAAUAUGCCGCGGAGCCAGAAGCAGCUAAUGCUAGCACAGUACCACAGAGUCGAAAGGGCAAUAAUUUGCCAGGGGGUGUUCCAACGAAGGAGAGGACAGAGCUGGCGGGGACUGAUGAAAUGACUGGGAGUAGGCAGAGGGGCAAUUACUAAGCUUAUGAUACAUAUGAGAGAUGAUAUGAGAUUGGUUGAAGGAAAAAUGUGGCAGUUGGAUGAUCAUUGCUUGUGUGAGACUGGCUCGAAUUCGCGAGAUCAUGCGCCGUUGCCGUUGAAUUUCCA